This is a messenger RNA of Equus caballus (horse), 1449 nucleotides long. RefSeq names its product alkB homolog 2, alpha-ketoglutarate dependent dioxygenase (gene ALKBH2). The record is from RefSeq and is a predicted model, not a curated record. Gene Ontology annotation, biological process: DNA alkylation repair; DNA repair. Lineage: Eukaryota; Metazoa; Chordata; Mammalia; Perissodactyla; Equidae. Gene Ontology annotation, molecular function: ferrous iron binding; cytosine C-5 DNA demethylase activity.
UGCCAUCCCUCCCACCCCAACCCCCUCCCCCACCCCGCGCACGAGUCCACAUUCUUCUUUUCUAUCAGAAUUCGGCGUGCGCCUGUUUGACCACGUUUAACUGGUUUCCAUUUAGAUUCAGAAUCAUCGAUUUGAGGAUCACCGUACUUACCUAUUUUAAUCCUGGCGUGGGAGGGCCGGUCAGUUACGGGUGGGAAGGAAUUAGCGACACUGCUUUUCUGGGUGACGUGGAGCAAACCCCUUCUCCUCUCCGGGUGUCAGUUUCCCCAUCUAUAAAAGUGACCGUUUGGAUCACACAGUUUCCAAAUUUGCCGGUGGCAUGUGAAUUCCCAGGGGAGGUUUCUUUAAAAACAGAUUCCUGGGGGUGGGAUGCAGGCAAUUGGGCUUUUGCAAUAUAGCCAGCUGAUUCUGAUGCAUUGCCAGGAGAGGAGUGGGGGGCCCCCGGACCAUCCCGGGGACCCUUCCAGCUUUAACGUCCUCUACUUCCUCUCUAGGACAUGGUGUUAAACAUGGAAACUUAGACACAGUGAGGUGUGCCGCUGUGGCACCACUUUGCCACCGAGCAGAUUUUUGCAUCUGGGUGAGACCCUGGGCAAUCUCUGUCUUUGCCCUGCACCAGCUCCCAGGUCUUUGCUUUGUGGAGACAGGAUGGACAGAUUCCUGGUGAAAAGCGCUCCCCGGGGCCUUUUGGGAAAGAGGCAGCCAGCGCAGACCGGAGGAGGCCCAGCAGCAUUGGGAGACGGGGAGGAAAGCAGCAGGAAAAGGCCCAGGAGAGAAACUCCGGAGAACGGAGUGGACUUGGCAGGGCCCAGCUGGCAGCGCAUUCGAGCCGAGGGCCUGGACUGCGAUUACACAGUCCUGUUUGGCAAAGCCGAAGCAGACGAGAUUUUCCAAGAGUUGGAGAAAGAAGUGGAAUAUUUCACAGGUGCACUGGCCAGGGUGCAGGUGUUUGGGAAGUGGCACAACGUGCCAAGGAAGCAGGCGACGUACGGCGACACUGGGCUGACCUACACCUUUUCGGGGCUCACUCUGUCCCCGAAGCCCUGGAUCCCAGUGCUGGAGCGCAUCCGGGAUCGUGUUUCUUUGGUGACCGGAAAGACCUUCAACUUUGUGCUCGUCAACAGGUAUAAAGAUGGCCGAGACCACAUUGGCGAGCACCGAGAUGACGAGAGAGAGCUGGCUCCUGGGAGCCCCAUCGCCUCCGUGUCCUUUGGGGCCUGCAGAGACUUCUUCUUUCGGCACAAGGAUGCUCGAGGGAAAAACCCCUCCCGGCGGGUGGAGGCAGUCAGGCUUCCGCUGGCCCACGGGAGCUUACUUAUGAUGAACCCCCCCACCAACACUCACUGGUACCACAGCCUCCCCGUCCGGAAGAAGGUUCUGGCUCCACGGGUCAAUCUGACAUUUCGUAAAAUUGUGCCGACUAAAAAGUAAACUUCUUGUUAACAGUUA